Messenger RNA from Ziziphus jujuba (common jujube), 2280 nucleotides. Its product is annotated as eukaryotic translation initiation factor 4B2. The transcript is spliced from 3 exons. The coding region runs from base 292 to 1914 and encodes 540 amino acids. Gene Ontology annotation, molecular function: mRNA binding; translation initiation factor activity. The record is from RefSeq and is a predicted model, not a curated record. NCBI's taxonomy places the organism in Eukaryota, Viridiplantae, Streptophyta, Magnoliopsida, Rosales, Rhamnaceae.
AUACACACACGCACGAACACAUUCAUUCUCUCUCUCUCUCUCUCUCACGCACACCAACUGUGACACCUCUCCCUCUGCCUUCGCAUGUUAUAUCGGAGCUCCGGCUCCACAAACGGAGCCCCAUCUUAAAAUAAAUUAAAAAAGCUUUCUACUUUAUAAUUUUUAAAUUUCUUUUCCCAUAGGGAUUUUUACUAAUUUUUAUUUAUAAUUUUUACCAUUUUUUAAAAUUUGAGGCUAUUUUUAUUUUCGCUCUGUGUGUGUGUGUGUUCAUCAGAUCUUGGAAGCGUGGAAAUGUCGAAACCAUGGGGUGGUAUCGGAGCUUGGGCCGCCGAGGCGGAGCGAGCCGAAGCCGAGGAGAAGGAGGCUGAGGCGGCGGCUGCGGCGGCUGCUGCGACGGCUGCCUCCGAGUCGCAGAGUUUUCCGAGUCUCAAAGAAGCAGUGAACGCCAAGCCCAAGAAGAAGAAGAUGACCUUCAGUCUCUCUGAGUUCAAUAAGUCUACUUACUCCGAUUCCGGACCCGGUGCUAGACCCAACGAGUACAAGGGUUUGACGCCGGACGAGAUGCUUCGCCUCCCUACCGGACCCAAAGAAAGGUCGCCGGAGGAAAUGCAGUAUGGUCGACUCGGUGGCGGUUUCUCAUCCUACGGUCGGUCUGGUCCUCCUUCUGGUCGUCUACGUGACCGUGAAGAUGGUGAUGGUUCUUGGGGUGGUGGUGGUCGAAAAUCGUAUGGUGGAUUCGAUGAGGAACGAAGGGGUCCAUCUUCUAGGGUUUCAGAUUUCGAUCAACCUUCUAGGGCUGACGAAGUGGACAAUUGGGCAAUGGGGAAAAAGUCUCUCCCUUCAUUCGAAUCGGGUCGGCAAAACAGGUACGGGUCGCUCGGAAGUGGUGGUGCUUCUAGGGCCGACGAGGUUGAUAACUGGGCGGUUGGGAAAAAGCCUCUUCCUUCUACUAGAUCCUCUACAUUCGGCUCCGGUGGUUUUCGCGAUUCGAGUGGUUUUCGUGACUCGGAGCCCGAUCGCUGGACCCGAGGUGGUGGAUUGCGUGAGGCAGAAAGAGAGCGACCAAGAUUGGUUUUGGAUCCACCGAAAGGCGAUGCCGGAGCAAAUGAACCGCCGGUAGUGAAGACGAACAGGCCCAGUCCGUUUGGUGAUGCGAGGCCCAGAGAGGAUGUUCUGGCUGAGAAAGGGUUGGAUUGGAAGAAGAUGGAGUCUGAAUUUGAGGCCAAGAAAACGAGUAGGCCAACCAGUGCGCAUUCAAGCAGGCCUUCAAGUGCACAAUCCAGCCGGUCUGAAGGUCCUGGAUUGCAGGCUGGCGAAAAUGUGGUGAAGUCGAAGCCCAAGGUGAAUCCAUUUGGGGAUGCCAAACCUAGGGAAGUUUUGCUGGAGAAACAAGGUAAAGAUUGGCGGAAGCUUGAUCGUGAAUUGGAGCAUCGUAGUGUUGACAGACCUGAGACAGACGAGGAAAAGGCAUUGAAGGAAGAAAUAGAUCAUCUAAGAAAGGAACUUGAGGAGCAAUCUAAUCUCAACGGGGAAUCUGUGCAAGCGUCUGGUGGACACCAGCCCAGUUUACAUGAUAUUAUUCUUGACAAAGAAGCAGAAUUGGAAAAGCUGGCUCAUGAAUUGGAUGACAAAGUACGUUUUGGACAGAAAGCCAUUGAAAGGCCUGGUUCUGGAGCAGGUAGGCCUGGUUCUGGAGCAGGGAGGGCUGGUAGCUUUCUUGAGAGAACACCUUCUCAAUCUGGGUCAAUUGAUGAAUCUAGAAGUGUGGGUUUGUCAGACAGGCCUCGAUCACGUGGCACAGGAGAUAUGUAUGCAAGACCUGCUGAUGAUAGAAAAGCAUUUCAAGGUGGCAGGGAAAGAGGAUUUCUGGGCAGCAGAGACUUGGACAGGUCAAGAUCGAGGGAAAGAUGGUGAACAAACAGUUUCUGUGGAUUCAUUGAAUUAUCUACUUUUGACAACCAGAACCAAAUAAUAUUUUGUUCCUCACCUUUUUUUUUUUAAUUUUUUUUCUUCAUUUUGCUUUGGGAAUUCGAGCAACGAUUAUUGAGUACUGGCACCAGGGAACUCUUGCGUUAAAUCUUAUUGUUACAUCUUGGAAACCUUGUAAAAUUGCAAUUUUUUUUUCUUUUUCGUCUUUCUUUUUCUCCUUCUCUGUUUAAAUUAAGGAGGCUGUAUUGUUUUGUAGGACUCGGUUUUUGUUGGACACAAUGGGAUUCACUAGCCUUUAUCUCUUGUGACAAUUAUUCUGAGUGUUAUACAGAUUGUUUUCCUUUUGCACCA